UUUAUUAAAUUUGAAAUUCCACGCGUUGAGUACGUUGAGUCCGCGACUCCGCGCGCGGGUGCUACUUUUGGAGUUUGCUGCAGUUUUUCUGGGCUUGAUCUUUCCAUCAUAAUUAAGACGAUGUCCUCUGCAGCAUCUGCGCAACAGUUCGUUACGAAGCUCAUGACUUCAUCACAAAACAGGGCGUUAGCUAUGGAGGCUGACACGAUUCGGGGGCUUCUGGGUUUUGCUCGCCAACUCCAACCUGGGGACCCAAAGCACGUCGAAUACCGGGGAAAGAUUGGUCACAUAUUGUUCUUCCGUGUACAAAACCUCAUUUCAGCGGCAACAAUGUUCGACCCCAUUUUCUUAUCGGCGGCAGUAGAGAUAACCACUGUCUGCAAGAACAAACAGUGGGUUGGCAUACCUAACUGGCAAGAUAUUAGAGAGGAUGAUCCAAGGAUCGAAAAGCACCCACUGAUCAACAAGACGUGGUAUGUUCAUCCGAAUCAGCAAAUGUUGCAGGCCUUCCCUGAGGGUGCCAUACUGGUUGCUGAGCCACCCGCUGCAACUGCCGAUGAUAUUCCUUUACUCACCGAUAAUGCUUCCGUGGCUUCCGGUGCAAUUGACAAGCGCCAGCUGCGUGUCUUUGGCCCUAAGUCGCAGGCUCACGCGAAAGAGAAUGCCGACGAAGAUGGAGCACUGCCGACAGACCAGUCUAGGGGUCGGUCCAAUCACCGGGUAUCUAAGAAACGAGGGAUUAAUGAAUCUGAAUCGCGAACCCCGCUUGCAGGAGCUAUGAGGGGCGGGUCGUACAAACGAAUCUGUGCAGACACGAGGUCCAAUACCGUCAACAAGAUGGGAGAAGGCGCGUCGAAGGGAGUGAUAUAUGUGCAACACCCUGAAGCGAAAACCAAAACACCGACAGGUUUAUCUUUGAAGGCAGCUGGCAGUUCAGCCAACCCCUUGACAGCACGAUCGGGUGCCGUCAGCGUUGCUGGUCCCUGCCCUCGUUGUGUCAGGGAAGGCAAGACAUGCAUGAGAGCCAGGGGCAAGACUGGCCUCCUGUUAGUUUGCACUGCAUGCAAGCGACUGAAAAAAAAGUGUGAGUUGGAUGUCAACCAACCCACCAGACAGCGAAGAAAGUCUGGCGUGCAAGGCAGCCCUCAUCCCCGAUUAUCGGAGAGGAUAAAGGCGCGGAAAAUGAAAAUGUCCAUUCGUCGCAUGGGCACUUCUGUGGUGCAGCGAAGGCCGCCUAGAGUCGUCAUGAGCUAUGUGUCAGUGCCCCAGCUUCCGAUCCCAGCCCCCGAAUCCACAAUUGUGCAGCUGAGAAGCGUGAAGAGAAAGAUGAGUAGUAUGGAGGGUGUGAUCGACCUCCUCCAUCGCGAGAUGGAGACACUCCGCACGAUCCUUGAUACCGCGAACUGACACAAGAAUGCUCGUGGUGUAUGAAUGACUUGGCUAUCAUAGCCGAAGUAUUGCUGAUUUACCUACUUCUCAAUCUUCAAGUGUUAAGCUCGAGCGCACAAGACUUAUUUGACCCGAGUUAUGGAUGUACUCUGUGAUAUUGAUUGAGCAGUCACCCUUUCUUUUCAGUUUCAUGCUCAUGCCUCUUCUUUUCUAUGCCUACACCUCCUGAUACCUGUUUUAUGUCUACGUCGAUUGAUUUCACUUACCUCGAUCUUACGUCAUGCAUUGAUUACUCUUUGCACCCCAUGACUCUGCAAAGAUAUAUGUUAUGCCAGCUAUUCUUCGGGGCUAUGUACAUCUCUGUCGAUUCGAAAGGAAAUCAAUCGGCCUGGAGCACGACAGCAUAUGAAUGCUAUAUGCUGUGCUAAGACUCAAAU
Suillus subaureus is the source of this 1826-nucleotide messenger RNA. RefSeq lists its product as uncharacterized. The transcript has 5 exons. The coding region runs from base 121 to 1407 and encodes 428 amino acids. The record is from RefSeq and is a predicted model, not a curated record. Lineage: Eukaryota; Fungi; Basidiomycota; Agaricomycetes; Boletales; Suillaceae.